Molecule: messenger RNA, 1090 nt
Organism: Juglans microcarpa x Juglans regia
Lineage: Eukaryota; Viridiplantae; Streptophyta; Magnoliopsida; Fagales; Juglandaceae
Product: tRNA 2'-phosphotransferase 1
Exons: 8
Coding region: 92-982 (296 amino acids)
Biological process (GO): tRNA splicing, via endonucleolytic cleavage and ligation
Molecular function (GO): tRNA 2'-phosphotransferase activity
Source: RefSeq, a predicted model, not a curated record
UGUGGCACAGCGUAUAACUUGCACCACGACCGCCACCACUCUUUUCCUUGUUGCCCACACACAAACCUCCUCCAGCAUCUUCCAAGGAUUCAUGUGGGCUUCUCUGACCACCGCCAGCAGCAUCCGAUUUCUACGCUGCUGCCGUAUUUUCCUGCCACCUGUACCCGUAACUCCUUUCUCUCUGCACCCUCGGAGUCCUCCUCCUGCUCUAGGUUUCAUGGAAAAGGCAAAUGCCACCAGCUCUAAUUUCGCUUCUUUUGCCCAUUCCAGUAGAAGCGGUGGAAGAGGAAAGGGUAUGGAGACGAGAAAUGAUAGAGAGAAAUCAAGAGGGCUUGGGGGUGGUGGCUCUGGCAAAGAUAAGAUUGAUGCUCUUGGAAGGCUAUUGACACGUAUUUUACGCCAUAUGGCCUCUGAGUUGAAUUUGAAUUUGCGGAGUGAUGGUUACGUGAAGGUUCAAGAUCUUUUAAAGCUGAAUAUUAAGACUUUCGCUAAUAUUCAGUUAAAAUCACACACCAUUGAUGAUAUCAGGGAGGCUGUCAGAAAGGAUAAUAAGCAGCGUUUCAGCCUCAUGGAAGAAAAUGGGGAACUUUGGAUACGUGCAAACCAAGGCCACACAAUAACAACAGUUGAGUCGGAAAGCUUGUUGAAACCAAUCCUUUUAGCUGAAGAAGUUCCAGUGUGUGUACAUGGAACCUAUGCGAAGAAUUUGGAAUUGAUUCUGGAGUCUGGUCUGAAACGCAUGAAAAGAUUGCAUGUUCACUUUUCAUGUGGCUUGCCAACAGAUGGGGAAGUAAUAAGUGGUAUGAGACGGGAUGUUAAUGUGUUGAUCUUCCUUGAUGUCAGAAAAGCUUUGGAAGAGGGAAUGAAGCUUUACAUUUCAGACAACAAUGUUAUUUUAACUGAAGGUUUCGAUGGGGUUGUGCCGGUCAAGUACUUUGAAAAGAUAGAAUCAUGGCCAGACAGGAAACCCAUCCUCUUUUGAACCUGUAUCAGAUUAGGAGUCUAUUUUCCUUCACUCGUGUUCAUUCAAUGAGAUAUGUAGUAGUUUUCAUUUGGUCAAUUACUUUAUCAAUAAAAAUCUUUGUUUGUC